CGGGAGAUUAUGCGCAUCCCAAGUCUUAGCGGCUACGGCCUGCGGGUCUACCUGUUGACAAUUCCUGUGGGUUCUUUCACAGAGAAAGACAGAAAAGCAGUGGAAAAACACGUCAACCUGUUAGGUGACAGAGUGUGGUGCCAUACCAUUGUGCUCUUUUCGUGGGGUGAUCUGCUACGGGGCAAAAGCAUUGAGGAACACAUCAAAGAAAUAGGGGAGCCUCUACAAUGGGUCCUACGCAAAUGUGUCAACAGAUACUGUCUCAUCAGUAAUACAACUGGAUAUGACUGUAACCAAAAUGCUCAUGUACUGCAGUACAUUCGAACUCACAUGGCAUCUAUUUCUCUGGACCCGCGUGUUAUUCCACACAGAAAUAACUUUACGGAUGAAGCUCAAUUUAAUUGGAGAGGGCGAGUUCGCACGGAUACAUCAUUUGAAAUGACGAAUCCCGGACGGUGGCGAAACAUGAACAUGCCAAAUUUGAACCAACGAUAUUUAUAGUUGCUUCUGCUUUGUAACAUUGAGGUCAUAUUAGGCUACCAUUUUAUUUAAGAGAUGUUUUAUUUUCCUUUCGUUGUGGUAGACGCCCAUGACCUGGUGGACCCAAUCCCUAUCUCAAUAUAAACGUGAUAGUGUGAUCAUUUGACAAGGGGAGAGGGACUCGCUUCCUAUGCGGAAAUAAUACUAUGAGUUGGGGUCAUCUAGAAUAAAAUUGCUACACGGUUUUAGGAGGUUACGUAUAUUUUUCUCUCACAAAGCUUAUAAGAUGUAAGCUGAUGUUCUCCCGGUUUGAGAACACUUUUAUAAACGACAAACCACGAAUUUCGCUGAGUCGUUGUUCACAAACUGAAAGUUCAGUCCACAUUUAGCCUAGAGAUGCUAACAAUAUUUUUGUCUGGAUUCGUAUUUUUUCCGGGGUUUUACUUCACUUUGAAACACAUCUUUAAAACUCGUUUCAAAAAGUGGAAAGACGCGGAUGUGGCGUUAAUCAGUGAACGGAUGGUGUCCUCUAUCCAUGCAAUUAUGGCUUCCACAUCAGGUGUCUUAAUUGUGGCUUCUUGCAGUGACAUCAUGACUGACAGGCACAGGCUUGCAACUGACUUUGUGUUGUUUGGAGCACCUUAUAUGGCCUAUGACAUAUAUGCCAUGUACCAGGUUCACUACCUGAGUGAACAGGAUAAAGGGCAUGAGGCAUACAAAGGUCAUUCACUUCACACUGUCACUAAGUUCCUCCACAAAGACUUCCUGUUGGUCCUUCAUCACAUUGCCCUGAUCACUAUCUUCAUGCCUGUGACUCUGUUCCUGCGGAGAGGCCUUGGAGACUUCUUUAUUGGAUGUUUCCUCACAACAGAACUCAGCACACCAUUUGUGUCAAUAGGAAAGGUUCUCAUUCAGUUGGGAUUACAAGACUCCACAUUGCACAAAAUCAAUGGUCUGAUGGUUCUCCUUACAUUCUUCCUGUGUAGAAUAUUACUCUUUCCCUUCAUGUACUGGGUCUAUGGUCAUAACUAUAAUAUACCUUUUCACCAAGUGGCCUUCCAUCUUCCAUUGCACUGCAACAUUGGGAACCUCUGUAUACUGGCACCACAGGUGUACUGGUUCAGCCUGCUAUGCCGCAAGGCUCGUCGCCUCUACCUUCGGCAACACAAGAAAAGGAACAGUGACACUCCAAAAACAAAAUGACACCUCUUGAUUAGUCUCUACUUUUUUCACAAACAUGUUUCUCAGGACACCCCCAUCUACCAAGACCACUGACAUUUCUCAGUAUGUGUGAAUAAAUGUGUUCUUUCUGUUCCUUUAAAAUUAUUUACUUAAUUUAGUUUCAAACCAUUUUUGUAUUGUAUUCGGCAGAUGUGUGCUAUUCAUUUUAGUCAGUCAACAAAGAUUAAUUCUGUUUUGUUGUAUUAUGCAUGGAUAAAAAUGAUGGAUAGAAUGUAAUGUAACAGACAGAAAAUGUCAUUGAAGAUGGUUCCAUCAAGACUUUAUUAUGUAAAUAAAAGUGUUGUAAUAAAAUCCAUACUUGAAUUAAA
This is a messenger RNA of Alosa sapidissima (American shad), 2030 nucleotides long. Its product is annotated as TLC domain-containing protein 3A-like. Gene Ontology annotation, cellular component: endoplasmic reticulum; membrane. The record is from RefSeq and is a predicted model, not a curated record. The transcript has 6 exons. Gene Ontology annotation, biological process: lipid homeostasis. NCBI's taxonomy places the organism in Eukaryota, Metazoa, Chordata, Actinopteri, Clupeiformes, Clupeidae. Bases 877 to 1683 code for a protein of 268 amino acids.